Molecule: messenger RNA, 834 nt
Organism: Aspergillus ibericus CBS 121593
Lineage: Eukaryota; Fungi; Ascomycota; Eurotiomycetes; Eurotiales; Aspergillaceae
Exons: 2
Coding region: 1-834 (277 amino acids)
Source: RefSeq, a predicted model, not a curated record
AUGACCUCCAUCACCUCCUCCCAAACCACCUUCACCACCACCAUCUCCACCACCAACACCGCCGCCUCCAUCGAAGCCGAAUCCAAAUUCCUCGCCCGUAGCCACCACCUCCGACACACCCGUCUCCUCCUCGCAACCCUCACCUUCUUGACUUCCAUCCCCACCAUCGUCUGCGAAGCCAUCGCCCUCCACCACUACCGUCAGACCUCCCCCUACACGCGCAUCUGGCUAUACCUCUGGCCGAUAAAUCUGGAUCUGCGUCCCACGAUCGCUCUCCUAGCGUGUGGUUGUGUCAUUGCCUUUCAGAAUUUGCUUUAUGUCGUUACGGCGGUGCUUCCUUCUCCACACCCCCACAUCCGCCGCCUCAACCUCCUCGCCGCCGCCACCGCUCUCUCAGGCUUCAUCGCCGCAGUAGUGGGCGUAAUCUUCGUGAUCUAUCACCCUGGCGCAAGAACAACCAUCGGCUUCAGUAGCACGGAGACAUUACACGAGUGGACAUGUAAGUUCGAGGAAAUCCGGAGCGAGAAUGGCACGGUGGUGGGGAAUGCAACGGCGCCGGUGCAUUUCAGGCGCGAUUGUGAGGUCACCACGGCGGCGUUUGGGUUGUUGAAUGUGUUGUUGGGGUUGGAGGUGGUUAUGGGGGUUGUGGUGGGGUUGGGGUGGUGGGUUGAGAGGAGGGUGGGGAGGUUGAGGGGAAUAGGUUUGGGAGGAGAGAGGAGGGAUGAGAAGAAGGGGGUGGUGAUGGUGGUGGAGGAGGAGGAGGAGGAGAGGGGGAGGGAGAUGAGUUUGGGGGGUGGGAGUGUUGGUGAGGUGGGAAGGUAUCCGGGGACUUGA